AUGCUCUACACAAUCUCCGUCUACCAACUCUUCUGGGGACUGCUGUCUCAAAUCUUUGGAUUUGUAGACAUCUGUCUCGCUCUCUCUUUGAUUGCAUUUGCAAUCACCAACAUUUCGAUCGCGUGCCAGAAAUGCACUGGCAAGACCUUGUUUGAGGUUGUGUGCCUCACCAUCACCACCAUCAAGGGUGGCCGACGUGGCGCUGGUCGCGUGUCGGUCGCCUGUCAGACAACUCAGACCUUUGGUGGUUACCGGUCGGUAGCCACCCAGACCAACCCCUGCGACGACGACUUCCACUACAACAAGCGGUUCCCUCGUCGCCUGAGAAACAAUGGCGUGCCGUGCCCCUUCCUUAGGGUGCCGGAUGAGGGUGUUUCUGUGUUCGCGGACCGCCGCAACGCAUACCGCCUUCGUGGUCGAUUUGCUCUGGUGCAGGACGCCCAGCCAAGUGGUACCAACACCGCUGGUGUGACUCCUGGCACUCCUUUUUCGGGUCUCGGAAAACGAGACAUGGACUCAUUCGAAGAUCAAUCGACUCACGAAGAGUCGGAGUCGGAGUUGGAGUUGGUGGCGCGUCCGGACCGAAAGAUUCUGGCGCCUCGCGUUCGGGGGGCGGGGACUGUCCAAUGUCCCAUCGCUCCUCAGAGUGCGGCCCUUGCUGGUGUCCUUCUCGACGACAACGAGGAUGGCACCACGAUAGAUAUUGACGAUGAGGAGAAUGAUGACCUGGAGAUCAUCAUUGACAAGAUCGUCUUACCUUCGGCACCCCAUGUCGAAGAACAAAGUCCUCGAGUUGAGGCACAAAGUCCUCGAGUUGAGGCCGACAUGGGGGAGAAGGGUGAGGAGGAUGGGAAGGAGGAUGGGGGUGAUGUUGGGCCAGGAGAGGCAUUGGUGUUGGAGGUGGAGGAGGAGGAGGGUGAUAGCAUGGCGCCAGCUGACUUUGGAGAGGAUGAUGAUGAUGAUGACAUGGAGUUUGCGCCAGCUGGCUUUGGGGAGGAGGAGUGA
Molecule: messenger RNA, 1005 nt
Organism: Exophiala oligosperma
Lineage: Eukaryota; Fungi; Ascomycota; Eurotiomycetes; Chaetothyriales; Herpotrichiellaceae
Exons: 1
Coding region: 1-1005 (334 amino acids)
Source: RefSeq, a predicted model, not a curated record